Antrostomus carolinensis (chuck-will's-widow) is the source of this 1460-nucleotide messenger RNA. Its product is annotated as U5 small nuclear ribonucleoprotein 200 kDa helicase. Gene Ontology annotation, molecular function: ATP binding; nucleic acid binding; DNA helicase activity. Lineage: Eukaryota; Metazoa; Chordata; Aves; Caprimulgiformes; Caprimulgidae. Gene Ontology annotation, biological process: resolution of meiotic recombination intermediates. Gene Ontology annotation, cellular component: nucleus. The record is from RefSeq and is a predicted model, not a curated record.
GAGGAGGAAGCGUGACGAGGACAGGCACGACAUCAACAAGAUGAAGGGUUACACCCUGCUGUCCGAGGGCAUCGACGAGAUGGUGGGCAUCAUCUACAAACCCAAAACCAAGGAGACCCGCGAGACCUACGAGGUGCUGCUCAGCUUCAUCCAAGCGGCUCUUGGGGACCAGCCGCGUGACAUCCUCUGCGGAGCCGCUGACGAGGUCCUGGCAGUGCUGAAGAACGAGAAGUUGCGGGAUAAGGAAAGGAGGAAAGAGAUCGACCUGCUGCUGGGACAGACCGAUGACACCCGUUACCACGUGCUGGUCAACCUGGGGAAGAAGAUCACGGAUUAUGGUGGAGACAAAGAAAUCCAGAACAUGGAUGACAACAUUGAUGAGACGUACGGGGUCAACGUGCAGUUUGAGUCCGAUGAGGAGGAAGGUGACGAGGACAUUUACGGCGAAGUGCGUGACGAGGCGUCCGACGAUGACAUGGAGGGAGACGAAGCCGUUGUGCGUUGCACCCUCUCAGCCAACCUUGUGGCAUCGGGUGAGCUGAUGAGUUCGAAGAAGAAGGAUCUACAUCCUCGAGACAUCGACGCCUUUUGGCUUCAGCGGCAGCUGAGCCGCUUCUACGAUGAUGCCAUUGUUUCCCAAAAGAAGGCAGAUGAAGUGCUGGAGAUCCUGAAGACUGCCAGUGAUGACCGGGAAUGUGAGAACCAGCUCGUUCUGCUCCUGGGCUUUAACACCUUCGACUUCAUUAAAGUCUUGCGGCAGCACCGGAUGAUGAUCCUGUACUGCACUUUACUGGCCAGUGCACAAAGUGAAGCUGAAAAAGAAAGGAUAAUGGGGAAGAUGGAAGCGGAUCCCGAGCUGUCAAAGUUCUUGUAUCAGCUGCACGAGACAGAGAAGGAGGAUCUCAUCCGGGAGGAACGCUCUCGCCGGGAACGUGUUCGUCAGUCCCGGAUGGAUACUGACCUGGAGACCAUGGAUCUGGACCAAGGAGGAGAGGCACUGGCUCCCCGGCAGGUGCUGGAUUUGGAGGAUCUGGUGUUUGCCCAAGGCAGUCACUUCAUGGCCAACAAGCGCUGCCAGCUCCCCGACGGCUCUUUCCGCAGACAACGCAAGGGCUAUGAGGAGGUGCACGUGCCUGCCCUCAAGCCAAAGCCUUUUGGCUCUGAAGAGCAAUUAGUUUCUGUGGAGAAGUUACCCAAAUAUGCCCAGGCUGGAUUCGAGGGGUUUAAAACCCUGAACCGUAUUCAGAGUAAACUCUACCGCGCUGCCUUGGAGUCAGAUGAGAACCUGCUGCUGUGUGCUCCCACGGGUGCUGGGAAAACCAACGUGGCGCUCAUGUGCAUGUUGAGAGAAAUAGGAAAACACAUCAAUAUUGAUGGAACCAUCAACGUGGAUGAUCAAGAUCAUUUACAUCGCACCCAUGAGGUCCUUGGUGCAGGAGAUGGUGGGCAGCUUCGGGAAG